UUAUUACAAUCUUUUUGUUGCUUUCCAAAACCCGGUUUCCGCUGAAUUUUCCGUCUUUAAGAAAACGGGCGUUUUUCUCGGGCAGCCCCUCGGGGGCCUUCCAGUGCUGCCGCUGUGACUGGCGGGAGAAGAGGCGGGGAAAGCUGAUUGGCUCCUACGCGCCACCAGGUCCCGCCCCCUCCCGGCUCCGCCUGAAGGGAGGGGCGAACACGUUCCCCUCGCACCGCGCUGCGAUUGGCUCAGGAGCGGAAGGCGGGUCCGAAACGCCCGCUCUGAUUUGUUCCCGCGAAGGGGCGGGACGCGGCGCGGCGCUGGAAGCGAAGCAUUUUCCUCGGAAAAGCGCGCGUGUCCCACGGUUCCCAGCUAUGAGCCGGCUGCGGGCAGCGGCCGCCCGGGGGCUGCGGCGGCAACAGCGGCGGGGAAGCAGCAGCGCGGCCCCGACUGGGAGGGGCAGCAGGAAGGGCGCGUCGCCCCGUGAAGAGGCCCCCGCUCGACCGCCUGCGCUGCAUCUCUUCCGUGACCCCGUCGAGAUCGAUGCCCUGCGCAGCCGCCUGCUCGCCUGGUACGACAAAAGCCGGCGGGACCUUCCCUGGAGGACGCUGGCUGCAACUGAGCCGGAUGCUGACAGGCGGGCGUAUGCAGUGUGGGUGUCCGAGAUCAUGCUCCAGCAGACACAAGUGGCCACAGUGAUUGACUACUACAACCGCUGGAUGCAGAAGUGGCCAACGCUGCAGGCGCUGGCAGCAGCAUCACUGGAGGAGGUGAAUGAGCUCUGGGCAGGACUUGGCUACUACUCACGAGGAAAGCGCCUGCAGGAGGCAGCAAGGAAGGUGGUGUCGGAGCUGGGCGGCCGCAUGCCCAGGACAGCCGAGGACCUGCAGAAGCUGCUGCCAGGAGUGGGCCGAUACACAGCAGGAGCCAUCGCUUCCAUCUCGUUUGGGCAGGCUACUGGCGUCGUGGAUGGGAAUGUGAUCCGCGUGCUGUGCCGCCUGCGGUGCAUCGGCGCUGACACCAGCAGCCUGGCUGUCACUGACUGCCUCUGGGACAUGGCCAAUGCCCUGGUGGAUAGGAGCCACCCAGGGGACUUCAACCAAGCUCUGAUGGAGCUGGGGGCAACCGUGUGCACGCCCAAAUCCCCGCUGUGCGGGGAGUGCCCAGUGAAGGAGCACUGCCACUCCUGGCAUAGGGUGGAGAAGGAGCUGGCCUCUGCCUCUCAGAAGCUGUUUGGAAAGUCCAACCCAGUGCCUGACGUUGAGGACUGUGGGGUUGGGGGCUGUCCCUUGUGCCCCCCUGCUGCCGAGCCGUGGGACAGCAGCCUGGGGGUCACCAACUUCCCCCGCAAAGCAGCGAAGAAGCAGCCACGGGCAGAGCGGACAGCCACAUGUGUGCUGGAGCGGAGGGGCCACCUUGGGGUCCCUGAGUACCUCAUCGUGCAGAGACCCAGCUCAGGGCUCUUGGCUGGGCUCUGGGAGUUCCCCAGCCUCCCACUGGCUCCAGGCCUGCAGGAAGAGCAGCAGAAGGAGGUGCUGGCUGACCACCUGCGGGCAUGGACAGGGCGGCCCGUGCAGGCACAGAGUUUGAGCUUCAUCGGAGAGGUUGUCCACAUCUUCUCUCACAUUCACCAAACAUAUGCGGUCUACUCACUGUGCCUGGAUGGGGAUGUGGUCCUGGACACUGCCUUGUCCCCAUCCCGCUGGGUGUCAGAGGAGGAAUUCCGUGCCUCGGCUGUGUCCACUGCCAUGAAGAAGGUGCUGAAGGCACGAGAGACUCAGCGUGGGGAGCAGAGUGGCCAUGCCAAGGUGGGCGGUGCAGCAGUGUGCGCAGAGCUGCCCCGUGCCGUGCUGGAGCCCCCCAGGACUUGGGGCUGCACUGGGAGCUCCCCAUCCUGGAGCAGGGAAACGUGCCUGGCCGGCUCUGUCUGUGGUUCCCUCAGUAUUAGGGACACCCCACUGUUGAUGCCCCAGAGGGGGUCCCUGAGGACCCUCGGGGUUUGGUUCAGCCCCGGCAUCUCUCCUGCAGGGCUCCAAGCGGAAGCGGGGAUCAAAGCUGGGGGCGGUGGGCAGCACCCCCACAGGGAUGCAGCUCUCCCUGCGCGCCUUCCUCCGAGCUCCGACCCCUCCGUGAUGGCACCUUUGGCAGCUGACACCAGCAGGUCAUGUGCUGUGGUGAGCCCUGCACAGGGCAGCUGCAGGUCCCCCCGUGGCCCUGUAGCGAGCGCUGUGCCUUCUUCCAGCCCCACGGCCAUCAGGACAUCACCACUUUCCCCAGUGCACCUGUGGAUGUGUGCUGUACAAGGGGCUGGUGCGGUGCUGGAUGUGACCCGGAGCUGGGCUCACUCCCCUGCCCUGGGCACGGGGUUACUUGGCCUGGCCGCGGGGUUUCUCUGGCAGCAGGAAGGAUGAGGCCACAUUCCCAUCACUCGCACACGCCACCAGCCAGCGACUGUGGUGCUGUUGUACCCUCACACCCGUAUUCCCGUAGCCCUUUUUAUGUUUCUUUUUGCUGAAUGUGAGCCAUGGGCUUUUUAAUAAAUCUCCUAAGGGUCCCUUUUUUA
Messenger RNA from Numida meleagris (helmeted guineafowl), 2554 nucleotides. It is a transcript of the gene MUTYH, whose product is annotated as mutY DNA glycosylase. The coding region runs from base 366 to 2402 and encodes 678 amino acids. The record is from RefSeq and is a predicted model, not a curated record. The transcript has 14 exons. Gene Ontology annotation, molecular function: 8-oxo-7,8-dihydroguanine DNA N-glycosylase activity; adenine/guanine mispair binding; purine-specific mismatch base pair DNA N-glycosylase activity. Gene Ontology annotation, biological process: mismatch repair; base-excision repair. NCBI's taxonomy places the organism in Eukaryota, Metazoa, Chordata, Aves, Galliformes, Numididae. Gene Ontology annotation, cellular component: nucleus.